Messenger RNA from Fibroporia radiculosa, 3561 nucleotides. RefSeq lists its product as uncharacterized. Gene Ontology annotation, cellular component: nuclear RNA-directed RNA polymerase complex. Gene Ontology annotation, biological process: regulatory ncRNA-mediated heterochromatin formation. The transcript is spliced from 20 exons. The record is from RefSeq and is a predicted model, not a curated record. The coding region runs from base 1 to 3561 and encodes 1186 amino acids. NCBI's taxonomy places the organism in Eukaryota, Fungi, Basidiomycota, Agaricomycetes, Polyporales, Fibroporiaceae. Gene Ontology annotation, molecular function: ATP hydrolysis activity; helicase activity.
AUGGCCUACGCACCUAAAAUGAGCCUCAAGAAAGCAGCAGCGCAAGGCGCGAUGAGUAUCGAGAAUAUCUUCGCACAUGAGGUGGGAUCUGGUCAUCGUGAUGUUGAAAUGCCAUCUGAGCUAUUCUCGAGACCAGCGACUUCCUCCGGUACCGCUCAUCGUCACGAACAGCAGGAAGCGGCUAUCGCACACCAGCGAUUGAGAUCGGAGUACGACGGUUCUGUUCGGGACGAACGUCAUGCUUUAACACCAAACGAAGUCCAUUCUCGUAUCAAGACCUUCCUGAUAGACAAUUUCGAAUUCAGGUCUGCAGCACAAGCUCAAGCCUUCGUUCGUAUCAUCUCCAGUAUUGAUGACGAGAAUAAAGCCUGGAGCGCGGAUAAAGCUCAGGCCUUUCUCGACAUGAUUGUCAAAUCUGAUGGUAUACUGCGGAUUGGAGACGUGUUCCGGUUCGAUCGAGUUGACACUGCGGUCGGUACCACUAGGACUAUUCUGUCGUUUCAAAACGGAUAUUUCCCAAUAUUGAAGUAUUUUGCGUCGAACCUGGUCUUGAGGAACACGCUGCAUAGGAACACCAACCGUCUUUAUGCCGUUCUUGACACCAACUACGACUCCGUCCAUUCCGUGAAUGAAAAUUCCAUUUCGAAACUUAUUGAAGCCAAAUCUUGGAAAGACCAAACGUCAGGCCAUGUGCAGCCUAUGCAAAUCGUUCUUGAUGGUGUGGUCGUCUUCAAGACGCUCUCAACCGUUCUACAUCAGUUUUUGAAUCGGUUCAAAAACGCAGUGCGCUCUCACCCAGGUGUUGCCAAACUCGUGAUAAAAUUAGUCGCUUGGUUCGAUAUCUGGACAUCCGAUGUUUCAGCGACCCCAUCUCGAUUCAUGGAUCCUAUAUGCGCGUUUCCGCAGAGCUCGCGUGACGUAACCAUACGCAACCUGCAAGAGGAUAUUCGCCGCUUGCAUGCCAUUGUUCAACGCAAAUCUGAAGCCGCUGGGGUGCUCCGACGCCCUGCAGUUAUGGGCACUCUCACGUUGAGGGAAAGGAGACAAGCAAUCUCGUUGCAGCUCGCUCAAACCCACGAUCUGCCGGGAGAUUUACACGACGAAGGGCCACGACACGCCAAUGAUCAUGUCAACAUUGGUGACAUCCGUAUUGUCCCUACUCAUGAAGAACUCCUAUGCUGCACUGCUCCAUACUUACCGGUUUUCCACCAAGAUGCGCCGCAUCAUCUACCUUCGAAUUCCAUGGACAAACACAUAGAUAUUCUUUUUCGACUAUCUCGCGAGGAAUUGACCGCGUUGAUCAGGUCCUCUCUUUUGGCUAUUCAUAGAGAUCUCACGGAAAUAUGGAAAAGAUCAAGCAGCCAAAAAGGAGGGACACAACUUGAAGAAUUGCUGUCCAGCGGUGGAGGAGCCUAUAGGACGCCUGCCCCUGAUUCCAUCUACUUCCAAGUGUACACUGGAGUACGCUUCUCGCCCGUUCGUGCUGAAAGACACGGCGUCACUGUCGGGUUGACUAUUGAUACUCCGGCACGUUGUGGAGCUCGAGAUCCAGAUGCAACCAGGCGCUACGAAUUCUGGGAAAGCAGCAAACGACUUCAAACUGGAUGUCUAGUCACGCUGGUUGUUGUUUCCAACGGUACUCUGAAAGUGUAUCUUGGGGUUGUCGCUUCAUACAGCGAAGAGAUUGCUGAAUCGUCAAGUGAAAAUCCAAACGAGGUUCAUGUCGGAGUAUCCUUCUUUGACUCGGAGGUCGAGUUGAUGGCCCUUCGACGCGAAAGCCUCUCAACGAAUAGAUCAACGUUUGCUAUUCUCAUCGAUAGUAACGUCAUGUAUGAAGCAACUCGGCACGUCCUUGAGAAGCUACAAACGACUGAGCCACUGGACAUCCCCUUCUCGCAGUAUAUUGCGAACAAUGGGUCACUGAGAGGUGUUGACCUGCGUCCUCCUAGAUAUGCAACUGCUCCGGGAUUUAAAUUUGAUCUCGACUGUCUCAAUUAUGACUCGGAGUUACGACACGAAGAAUCUAUCGAGUCUCUUGAUAUAACCCAAGCUGGAGCUAUCGAGCUGGCCCGCCAGCAGCUUUCCCGUUUGAGCAAGCUAGACCCUAGCCAAAUCGAUGCGCUUCUGAACACAUUGACUCGAGAAGUAUCUCUAAUACAAGGACCGCCUGGUACCGGUAAGAGCUUUACUGCCAAAGAGAUCCUGCGCGUCCUCUUCGCGAGUGGCAUCAAACCCAUCGUGCUGAUUUCAUUCACGAACCACGCGCUCGAUCACUUGUUAGCUUCUGUCCUGGACGCAGAAAUCACCCGCAAAAUAGUGCGGCUCGGCUCGCGAUCUUCGGAUCCGCGUGUUAUGGGGUUCACACUAAACAAUUUGGAGAACGUUGACGAUGAUAUCCUAAUCUUUGACAACUCUAUAAAUCGACAAUACGCCAUUAUGAAGACUCUCGAAGCGGAAUUGAAUGCAAUGAUUCCGGAAACUGCUCAGCCGCAAGGCCUCUCUUGGCAAGAGAUUGCAGAUUUUUUAGACUGCCAUUAUCCUGAACAUCACGAGAGUAUUUUGUAUCCUCCAUUCUGGAUCAGUGGACUUUUCAAUAGGGCUCUAGAAGACGAAAAGACCAAUGGCAAAUGGAUUACUGUCGGCCAAGAGAAGUCUGGCACUAGUUUAUCGCAUACUCUUUAUGGCUUCUGGCGCGAUGGUGGUGAUAUACAGUUUUUAAAGUCGGCUGAUUUGCAACUCCCAGACAUCUGGAAGUUGUUCACAUCUUUUGGGAAUGGCGAAAGUCUACCUACUCUGCCCACUUUAUCCCGCCCAACUGAAGAUCUCUUGCAAAUGAAUUCUGUGUGGUCGAUGUCGGUGGACGAAAGGGGCCGCCUAUCAAGGGAAUGGGAGCAGAGAAUCCAAACAAUGGCACACGCGUCAUUCAUAGAACGCUACGAGCAGCUUCGUGAAGACUACAGAGAGGCUUGCGAAAGCUACCGUGAUAUUGUAGAUGAGACUCGUCGCCGCCGUCUUUGCCAGGCAGACCUUAUUGGAUGCACCACCAGCGGUGCGGCCAAAUUGACGUCGCUAUUGAGCAGUAUUGCGCCCCGAGUAUUGAUGGUAGAAGAGGCAGGACAGGUCCUUGAGGCCCAUGUGCUUGCAUCUCUUGUUCCGUCAGUGGAACAUCUAAUCUGCAUCGGAGAUCCUAAACAGCUUCGUCCGACUCUCACAAAUUUUGCGCUUUCCAUGGACAGCGAAAGCGGAAAGCAGCUAUACAAAUUUGACAGGUCCAUGAUGGAGCGGCUGGCGGAUAAUGAACUGCCCAUGUCACAGAUCAAUGUACAGCGGAGGAUGCGACCCUCUAUUUCGCACAUUAUCAGGCAUAUUCUCUAUCCAAAGCUGGAGGACAACGAGCUUGUAUUCACUUACCCACCAGUAGUAGGCAUGCAGAAGGACGUGUUUUUCUUCGAUCAUACUCACAAAGAGAAUGAUUCCAAUGACUCUGUAUCCAAAUCCAACGACUUCGAGGUCAAAGUCGUUGUGGAUCUCGUUUUGUACCUCCUACAGCAAGGAGCUUAA